Messenger RNA from Pseudogymnoascus verrucosus, 1673 nucleotides. RefSeq lists its product as uncharacterized. Gene Ontology annotation, cellular component: extracellular region. The record is from RefSeq and is a predicted model, not a curated record. The transcript has 6 exons. NCBI's taxonomy places the organism in Eukaryota, Fungi, Ascomycota, Leotiomycetes, Thelebolales, Thelebolaceae. Gene Ontology annotation, biological process: pectin catabolic process. The coding region runs from base 622 to 1611 and encodes 329 amino acids. Gene Ontology annotation, molecular function: pectate lyase activity.
GACGAUAUCUUGCCUGUGAACGGAAUAAUUAAAAUAUCGUCAUACACCGUCGUUGAAGUCAAGUGACUCCCCCGCCAUUUCGGAGAAUUCUCAGCGGAUAGCGGAUAGACGGGCAGACCAUGCCAAAGAGCCAAGCCCCCUUCCAGAUAUUAACUUUGAUAUUGCCGUUACAUCUGGGGUGCAUGAGCCACUGCACGAGCUGCCGGAGCUGCUCGGAGUCGCGCAUGGAAGUAAACGAAGGGUCUAUUCGAUUGGUGGCCUUUAUAUGCCAACCUCAGAGUAAUUAAUGUUCUCUUGGCUAUAUAGUCGGCCAACUUGGCUUCAAGAAUCGCGUCUUGGCUCUACAGUUCGUGCCUUGAGUAGUGAAUCCCGACUCUUCCAUUGAUCGACGUUAAUCUGUCAGGUCUUUAGCACAAACUCUAUCAUGGACAACCUCCAUCAAUUGGUGGGAAUGAACGGGGCAUUCUUUUCCUUGUAAUGUUCUCUAUAGCGAUGCUUGAAAACGCCGAACUAUAAGAGCUGCGGGCGAUCACCUCAUCCUCUCAGCAAGGUUCAUACAAGGAUUAGACGCUCCAAUUGCAUUACACUGUCUAUCAAUUCUUUGCACAGAAAGAUCUAGCCAUGACGAACUUCCGCUACGCCAUCCUGGGCCUGAUCCCCGUUGUUCUGGGAUGCUCCAACCCAGACACCAACUCAUGCGCCAGCUAUAUCAAGUCGAACCAGGCUGUUGCUUCGCCAUACUGCGGCACGUUCACAACGAAAGUCGUCACUGCCACCACUGGCCUGCCUGCAUGGGCCACCAACUGCGACAGCAAGCCUAGCCAGAUCAGCAAGGAGUGCUCAUGCUACUGGACUGGAGCAGGAGGUGCACCAGCAACCACACUCGUGCCAACGACUACGGCAGCUGGUGGCGGCAGCGGCGGCGCCACACCGACUGGCCUUACCACGACCUUGCCCAAGUCCUCGGGCGCUGUUGCCACUAACAAGGCUAUUGCCGUCACCGGUAGCUUCGAUGGUGGCAUGAAGAUGUACGACCGAAGCCCCGCGGUUUGUGCUGGACAGACGGAGACUGGUGAGGCGGAUGCCAUGUUCAUCCUUGAGGAUGGUGCCACGCUCUCCAACGUUAUAAUUGGUCCAAACCAAGCUGAGGGUGUCCACUGCAAGGGAAAGUGCACAAUCAAUAACGUCUGGUGGUCUGACGUCUGUGAGGAUGCCAUCACAUUCAAGCAGGCUAGCGGCACAUCCUACAUCAACGGAGGAGGUGCAUUCAAGGCCUCUGACAAAAUCAUCCAAUUCAACGGCCGCGGAACGGUCUCCGUGAAGAACUUCUACGCCAACGACUAUGGAAAGGUUGCUCGAAGCUGCGGCAACUGCAGCGGCAAUGGUGGCCCUCGCAAUUUUAUUUUCGACAAUAUCAUGGCCAUCAACGGCGGAGUCAUCUGCGGCAUCAACACCAACUAUGGCGACACUUGCACAAUCACGAACUCUUGCCAAAACAGUGGCAAGGGCUGCGAUAGAUAUACGGGCAACGCCAGUGGAGCUGAGCCCCCAAAGAUUGGGUCAGGAUUUGACGGAACCUACUGCAAGGGAUCUAUCUCUAGCAGCUGUUAGGGGGGUGAUAAUGGUGCACAGUAGAGCUGCCAAAGUUAUUAUUGUCUAUAUUUAAAAAUGAC